UUAUUUAACUGUGGUUCAGCUGUCUGUUUCCUGUCACAUGUGGAUCAAAGUGACCGUCGAUUUCGACGCAGUUUACUGUUUUAGUCUCUCAUAAACAAUAAGCAAUAAAGUGUAGGGUCUGUUAACAGUUCAGUAAAAAUAGUGCACAUGCACAAGUUUAUAUCCCCAACACAGUACGAUGUUAUCAACUGGAGGUAGAAGCCUGUAAAGUUUAGAUCGGGGUGAAAAUUCACUAAUCAGCUCGAGGCUGGUGGGCGUGGCACAGCACAGGUGUGUGAUGGGAAUUGUCAAACAGGAAGUUGGGAAAGGCAGAGGGAAAUGCCAGAGAGGGGAAGACACCAUGAGAGGAGCGAUGCAUACGCCGAGCACAAGAGCAGGAACAGGGACCAUCCACACAGUGCAGACCGCACUUCAUAUGACACCAGAGGCCACAACCAAGAGCCAAGAGACCCGGGCGACAGAGGCCCUGCUGGUGACAGGAGGGCCAAACAAAACAGACAGAGGGACAUGACACCUGCUUACAGAGACAACGAUCAUGAAGGACCCUCAAGACUGUCCAGGGAGACUUCAGUGUAUCACUCUGAGGGGGAGUAUUAUGAGCGGCAACCGAAACAAGCGCUUUACAAUCUUAGAUACAUUUUAACCAGUAGAGGUCUGUGCCAGCUUGGGGAGCUGUUUGUGAAUCUCCUGCUUGUUAUUUGUGCUGGAGUGCCAUACAGCAACAAUGGAGGUUACCGUGAUCUGGCCAGCCUCGGUGGGAUCUACUAUUAUCACUUUGGGGGAGCGAAUGCCUUCGAGGGAGCCGAUGCAGACCGGGUGAAGGAGCUGGACCGGCUCUUCCAUCAGCUCAAGCGGCCUCCGUAUGUCUUCACCAUGGCCUGCGGAGGGGUUUUAAUGAUCUACGCCUGUGCCAUGCUCGCCCUGGGCGUCUUCAGAGUGCCUUACCGCUGGCCCCCUGUGCUGCUGGGGGAGGCUCUGCUGAAUUUCCUGAUCGGCCUGGGCUACAUCCCCGCGCUGGCCUUCUACUUUAUUAAGCUGCAGGAAACCUACAAUAAUCCCAUCUGUACAGAGAGAGAGGCAAUGUACAAGAGCAAAGGGCACAAGGGCUUUGAGUGCCAGAUCCACGGUGCAGAUAUCGCUGGAGGUCUCUUCGGGGUGUUGGGGGUGUUUGUUUUCAUCUUCGGUGCCGUGUUAGCUGUCAGAGCUUUCAGGACAGUGCGGGAGCUGAAGAGGCAAAGAGCAAACGAGGACAGCAAUUUAUAGGAUGGCUUUUCUCCUUGACACAUUGGAUUUGAGUAGAAAUCCCUGUGACAAGAACACAUUAGGUAUUUUUUGAUAUAAGGGGUUCUUGUGUAUUCACUCCUAUCAAACCUGUACAUUUUUUAAUCCACUUUUUAAGCUUUGAACAAGUUUUUAUAAUUUGCUUUUGUACAAUUUUAUAUCCCAGUUUAUAUACCUCUGCACUAUCUGUUACAUUCUUUAUAGAUACUUGUAGUUUAUAAUAAAUGACUCAACUGGUAUUAAUUUGUAA
Molecule: messenger RNA, 1531 nt
Organism: Acanthopagrus latus (yellowfin seabream)
Lineage: Eukaryota; Metazoa; Chordata; Actinopteri; Spariformes; Sparidae
Gene: marveld3
Product: MARVEL domain containing 3
Exons: 4
Coding region: 319-1263 (314 amino acids)
Cellular component (GO): membrane
Source: RefSeq, a predicted model, not a curated record